Molecule: messenger RNA, 3096 nt
Organism: Panthera uncia (snow leopard)
Lineage: Eukaryota; Metazoa; Chordata; Mammalia; Carnivora; Felidae
Gene: KHSRP
Product: KH-type splicing regulatory protein
Exons: 20
Coding region: 81-2267 (728 amino acids)
Biological process (GO): regulation of DNA-templated transcription
Cellular component (GO): cytoplasm; nucleus
Molecular function (GO): mRNA binding
Source: RefSeq, a predicted model, not a curated record
GGGUGUCUCCAGUGGCCCCCAGCGGGUGACCCCCUGCAGGGGCAUGGGGCGUCCGGGGGGUCGCCAGGAGUGGCCCCUGGAUGUUCAAGGGGCUCCGGAAAGCGGGGACUCACUUGGGGAGCCCUUCUCUUAGGACACCCGAGGGCGUGCUCCCCUCUCCUGGAAGCAAAGUGUCCACCUUCCCCGGGGGACGGUCUUGGCGUUGCCCUCAUCUCCCCAUCAGGGUAGAGGGCCCCGUUUGCCCCCAGCCCAGUCGCAUUUUUGUCUGCUCCCCGGGAAGAAGGGACUUCGAGAGGAAAACAGCUCUUCCUCUUCAGCCUGGAAAGUGGAAGAGGGACCCUUCUGCUAUCAGAGCGGCCGAGCACUUAGGCGAAAUGGGGAGGAUCGCAGCCAAAAUUGGAGGCGACGCUGCUACCACAGUGAAUAACAGCACUCCUGAUUUUGGUUUUGGGGGCCAAAAGAGGCAGUUAGAAGAUGGAGACCAACCGGAGAGCAAGAAACUGGCUUCCCAGGGAGACUCCAUCAGUUCUCAACUUGGACCCAUCCAUCCUCCCCCCAGGACUUCAAUGACAGAAGAGUACAGGGUCCCAGAUGGCAUGGUGGGACUAAUCAUUGGCAGAGGAGGUGAACAGAUUAACAAAAUCCAGCAGGAUUCAGGCUGCAAAGUCCAGAUCUCUCCAGACAGCGGUGGCCUACCAGAGCGCAGCGUAUCCUUGACAGGAGCCCCGGAGUCUGUCCAGAAAGCAAAGAUGAUGCUGGAUGACAUCGUCUCUCGGGGUCGUGGGGGCCCCCCAGGACAGUUCCACGACAAUGCCAACGGGGGCCAGAACGGCACUGUACAGGAGAUCAUGAUCCCCGCAGGGAAGGCUGGCCUGGUCAUCGGCAAAGGUGGCGAGACCAUUAAGCAGCUGCAGGAACGAGCUGGAGUGAAGAUGAUUUUAAUUCAAGAUGGCUCCCAGAACACGAACGUGGACAAGCCUCUUCGCAUCAUUGGGGAUCCUUACAAAGUGCAGCAAGCCUGCGAGAUGGUGAUGGACAUCCUCCGGGAGCGUGACCAGGGUGGCUUUGGGGACCGGAACGAGUAUGGAUCCCGGAUUGGCGGGGGCAUUGACGUGCCGGUGCCCAGGCAUUCUGUCGGGGUGGUUAUUGGCCGGAGCGGAGAGAUGAUCAAGAAGAUCCAGAAUGAUGCUGGUGUGCGGAUACAGUUUAAGCAAGAUGAUGGGACAGGUCCCGAGAAGAUAGCUCACAUAAUGGGGCCCCCAGACCGGUGUGAGCACGCAGCACGGAUCAUCAAUGAUCUCCUCCAGAGCCUCAGGAGUGGACCCCCAGGCCCUCCAGGGGGUCCUGGCAUGCCCCCGGGGGGCCGGGGGCGAGGAAGGGGCCAAGGCAACUGGGGCCCCCCUGGUGGAGAGAUGACCUUCUCCAUCCCCACUCACAAGUGUGGGCUGGUCAUCGGCCGAGGUGGCGAAAAUGUGAAAGCCAUAAACCAGCAGACAGGCGCCUUUGUGGAGAUCUCCCGGCAGCUGCCGCCCAACGGGGACCCCAAUUUCAAAUUGUUCAUCAUCCGGGGCUCACCCCAACAGAUUGACCACGCCAAGCAGCUCAUUGAGGAAAAGAUUGAGGGCCCCCUCUGCCCAGUUGGACCAGGCCCAGGGGGACCAGGCCCUGCUGGCCCCAUGGGGCCCUUCAACCCCGGGCCUUUCAACCAGGGGCCACCUGGGGCUCCCCCGCAUGCGGGGGGGCCGCCUCCUCACCAGUACCCACCCCAGGGCUGGGGCAAUACCUACCCCCAGUGGCAGCCACCUGCUCCUCACGACCCAAAUAAAGCUGCAGCCGCCGCAGACCCCAAUGCCGCCUGGGCCGCCUACUACUCACACUACUACCAGCAGCCCCCAGGCCCCGUGCCCGGCCCUGCGCCAGCCCCCGCGGCCCCACCUGCCCAGGGCGAGCCCCCUCAGCCCCCACCCGCCGGCCAGUCGGACUACACUAAGGCCUGGGAAGAGUAUUACAAGAAGAUCGGCCAGCAGCCCCAGCAGCCCGGAGCACCGCCACAACAGGACUACACGAAGGCCUGGGAGGAGUACUACAAGAAGCAGGCUCAAGUGGCCACCGGAGGGGGUCCGGGAGCGCCCCCAGGCUCCCAGCCAGACUACAGUGCCGCCUGGGCUGAAUAUUACAGACAGCAGGCCGCUUACUACGGACAGACUCCAGGUCCCGGCGGCCCCCAGCCUCCACCCACACAGCAGGGACAGCAGCAGGCUCAAUGAAUCGAAUGAAUGUGAACUUCUUCAUCUGUGAAAAUCUUUUAUUAUUUUUUUUCCAUUUUGUUCUGUUUGGGGGCUUUUUUGUGUUCUUUUUUUUUUUUUUUUUUUUUUCCCUCGUUUGUUUGGCGAGAGAGCGAUGGCUGCCGUGGGGGGUGCUGGGGGCGCCCUCGCUGUGAGUGGCUUGGAGGUCAUGCCCUGGGCGAUGCUGGGCUCUCACUCUCUCGCUCAUUCUGUGUGUCUCAUGCUUUUUUUCUUUCAAAAUUGGGAUCUUUCAUGUUGAGCCAGCCAUAGAAGAUAGAAUUAAAUCUCUGCCAAAAAAAAAAAAAAUUUAAAUAUAAAAAACACAAAAAGCAAACAAAACCUAUAAAAUUAUAUAUAUAUAUAUAAAAAUCUCUAUCCCUUCCUGAAACUGCCUCUUUCAGGGGAAAGCAAUUCAUUUUCUUCCUACCACCCUUGGCCCUCUUCGUGUUUUUAAAAUAAACUUUUAAAAAGGAAAAAAAGUCACUCUUGCUAUUUCUUUUUUUUAGUUAGAGUUGGAACAUUCCUUGGACCAGGUGUUGCUAUUUCAGGACCCCCCCUUCUCCCCCCUCAGUCGAGCCCCUCGGCCUCUGCUCCUCCUCUUUCCUCCCCCCCCGCUCGGCUCCCCCGCAGCCCCCCCCCCCCCCCCCCCCCCCCCCCCCCCCCCCCCCCUCCCGGGACUGGUCUUGUGUUUCAACUGUUCAAGAGGACAUUGAAACUGAAAACAAAUUGAGAACAAAACAAAAAAUUGUAUGGCAGUUUUUACUUUUUAUCGCUCGUUUUUAACUUCACAAAUAAAUGAUAACAAAACCUC